AUGGAGGAAGAGGAUGUCCUGCAACUACUGACCGGUGAUGACGAGUUCGACGCCGACAUCGAUGCCGACGCUGAAGAGGAGCUGCUCAGAGAGGACAGUGAUGUCAACGCCUCGCAUAAGCAUCAGAUGGAGACUAAUGAGUCCAUUGAUGAUGAAGAGGAUGAUGAGGAUAGGGAUGACGGCCGCAGAGGAAGGUUUAAGAGCGAGAGAAUCAUGUCUUUAGUGUCGGUUCCGUCGCGAAGACACGAAAUACCCGAUACGUUAGAGUCGGUGAAAGUGAAUGAGAAGAACCAUCAGAAUCGCAGUCAUUAUAACAAUAGGCGACACAAUAGUAGCCAUAACUCUAAUCCACAGAAGUAUCGCAAUUCACACCCGAAUCACACCACAAAUGAUGCUCACAAUCGACACAAUAAUUAUCGACAAAACCAGGGAUUACUUCCGUUGCCGCAGCCAAUGGGCAGUCAACCCAUGGUUGUACAGCACUCGAGUCCAUUACAUCCACAACAACCACCACCGCAUCCACAGCCGCCACAGCAACGAAUGCCUCUGAUUGGUCCCAAUAUUGCUAAUAUGUAUGGACAGCCAACUAAUGCCAACCCCAUCCCCAAUUCGGUGAACACCAUUCACGUGAACCCCCACUUCAGGGCCCGAGUGCCCAAUCAGUUUGAUCUCUCGCAGAGCGUAAGACCUCUGGACCAGCCGUUCAGACCUCAAGUCCCCGUUGGCCUCCAAUCGCGGCAUCAAUUCCCACAACAAAACGUCAAUACUUCUCAGCAAAUGCUAUUCAACCCACAAAUGAAUCAUCAAAUGAGACCUCAAUUCAUUGGUAACAAUAACUCAUACAACGAUCAAACCAUUCCUCAAAUGCCUCCACAACUGCGACCACAACAGCAACAGCAACCACUUAUACAGCAUCCGCCACAACAGCAACAUAACCAACACUUCCAGCAAAUGGACACUCAAUGGAGAGGUGGAGGCAAUGUCCACAACAUGUAUCCAAUGCAACACAAUUUGGGUCAACAGCUAAUACCACAGCAAAUGUCAAUGAAUAGGCCGCCAAAUGCUAUGAUGAAUGUAUCACAGCCUCCACUACCACAGCAACAGCAGCACAACUUUGUGCCCAAUAAUAAUCACUCGUAUAAUACAAAUUACCAACAAAAUCAACAGCUUAUGGGUGGCCCCACUCAGCCCAUCCAGACAUCACACCCGACACAUCCCAUGCAUAACAGUUAUAACACUCCACAGCACUACCAGUUGAUGGAUAAUCAGCAAAGAUUUCCUGUUCAACACAAUUACAAUCAAAUCCCGACAUUAGGCCAACAAAACAGUCAACCGUUUCAGUCGCCGCCCAAUCAGCAGAUGUUUAAUAAACCAAAUCAUCAUAACAUGAAUCAAAUGAAGCCUAUCGUGAAUAAAAGGCCGGCAUUUCAGUCGCAAUCAUCGCAAGAGAGGCCUAACAGAGGGUUUGGUGGCGAACAACAGCACCCGAGAGGCACCGAUAGCUUGAAAGCGGCCCAAUUGCGGACAAAACGGGCCAAACAGUUGUUGACUAAAAAGCAACAGAACAUCAAAGAGGUGCCGAUCGUGAGGAACACCGGCGCCGCACCGGUAGUCGAGAAUCAGCAGCAGAGGGCUAACAAAGAGAUUGAGGCGGCGGUCGGUGUGGACGAGGAGUACAAGAAGAAAAUGGAGGAACAGAAACGUCUUCGCGAAGAGAUUCUGCGUAAGAAAGAGGAGCGAAGGAAAGCGACGGCCGCUCAGCGUUUGAGGGCGUCGGGAGGCGGCCCACCGGUGCCACAGUUGCCGCCCAUGAAAGCGCCGGUAGUUCAGCCGAAUACUGCGGUUAGACCUCCACAGCAACAACAGAUCGCGACAUUACUGAACCGAUCGCCACAACUGAUGAAACAAUUACCACAACAGACAGCGAGACGUGUCAUGAUUCCGACGACGAAUACUAAUAGCAAACCAGUGCUCAAUCGAGUGGUAGUGAACCCGAAUCAGAAGCGGUCGGUGCUUAUCAAAGGGUUGGCCGCCUCUACCAAUGAGAUGGCCAUUAGACGGCUGUGCAAACCGAUCGGUGCUAUCGAGUCGUGUAAGAUUGUGACGAUUGGCGGCCAAAGGAGUGGAACCGUGACUUUCAUGCGAAGACAGGACGCCGUCGCCUUUCAGACCAAAUACGAGCGAACCCUUCUGGACCUCUGUGUCAUUCAAGUGUCACUCAUUUAA
Oppiella nova is the source of this 2226-nucleotide messenger RNA. Lineage: Eukaryota; Metazoa; Arthropoda; Arachnida; Sarcoptiformes; Oppiidae. The record is from the annotation of a GenBank genome assembly.